AUGGACGCCCCCAAGCCCCCGAUGACCGCCACCACUCAGCCCCAGGCUGUCCAGAUGAGCGUGAUGAACCCGCCCGCACGUCAGGAGCAGGCGCAGGAGUGCCAACGCAAGCGUGGGCUCGCAGCCCGCCUCCGCGGUGGAGGUGCCGGCAGGGACUGCUUCCUCGGCCUGAUCGAGUGUUUCCUCUGUUUCGAGUGCUGCAAGGACUGCUGCGAGUGCUGCGCCGACAUCAUCUGCUGCCCGUGCGAGAUGUGCUGCUGA
Molecule: messenger RNA, 261 nt
Organism: Epithele typhae
Lineage: Eukaryota; Fungi; Basidiomycota; Agaricomycetes; Polyporales; Epitheliaceae
Exons: 6
Coding region: 1-261 (86 amino acids)
Source: RefSeq, a predicted model, not a curated record